Schistosoma curassoni is the source of this 1554-nucleotide messenger RNA. The record is from the annotation of a GenBank genome assembly. NCBI's taxonomy places the organism in Eukaryota, Metazoa, Platyhelminthes, Trematoda, Strigeidida, Schistosomatidae.
AUGAAUUCUUCAAAUGUUGAUCUCCUGUGCACCGGGAACGAGGGGAUGUCUUCAUAUCUGCUACAUAGUAAUAACUGUCACAAUAGUGAUGGUGAAGUACUGGAAUCCCUGCUGCAGAAAAUCCAUAGCCUGGAAAAAGAACGUCGGAUUCUCAAGCUUCGUCUGGAGGCCGUUGAGAGUGAUUAUGAUGCUCAAGUAAAAGAACUACAGACGGAUAUAAUUGCCAUGCGUAUAGACCUAAAAAAGGAAAAGAAAAUGUGUAGACAGAUGGAACGUGAGAAAAAUACUACUAUAUCGGAGCUAAUGCAACAGAAUCAAUCUUUAACUUGUCGGCUUAAUACUUCCAGUGAGAAUGAAGCUCUUUUAAGAGAGGAAAUGUCUACCUUGAGGUUGGAAUUUUUAAAGCACAAGUCGUCUAUGCAAGAACAUGUUCAGUCAAUCGAGUCUUUGAGACAAGAAAUCACUAAAUUACGUGAGGAGAAACAUCACUUAGAAAACCAGUUAAACACCGUUGUGGAGGAAAGAAAUAGCCUUCUACAGUCACUCAAUGAUUCUUAUCAAGAAAUAAGAAUGAUGAGACAUGUGAAUAACGAACACAUCGCUACCAUAAAUAUUCAAGACGCAGAGAUUACAAGACUUCAAGAGACAGCUAGUAUACUUCACAACCGGCUCCAUAAAUUGUCGAUCCAAACAGGUGAACAGAAAUCUAGUAGUAAUGAGGAUGAUCGCGUGAAACCAGUAGACUCUCAACCACAUCGUUCUUUAAUGGCUGAACUGGCUGAGCAAAAAAUGAUUCAAGCAGAGAAUUAUAAUUGUUCGCCAUUUACUCUGGAGGAUGAUGACAAUGUGGAGUUUGAAAUGGAUGACGAUACAUACAUGGCUUACUUAUCAUGUUUUAAUCAGGAUAUUAUUUCAGAUAGUUUGGUACCGUCUGAUUCACACAAUAUUCCAUUGGAAUCUUCUAAUGUGAAUACGAAGGAAACAUUUAUAAACGAGCUGAGAUCGGAAGUAACGGAAAUUUAUCAGCAGAUGAACCGAAUGUGUGUGGAAUUAUGUGCUCUUACUGGAACGAAACAAGAAUCUUGUAGUAAAGCUGGUACGCAUACUCCUGAUGAAUUGGCCAUGGUUGAAAUGGAUUUUCGUUUGGGCUCAUUACGUUCUGUAUUGACUGAUUUACGUGGACUGCUGAAAGAUUUGAGGAUUGAUAUUCCAGAACAGCCUACAUCAUCAAACUUAUCUAAAGAUACAGUAAUGUCAGAUGAGAAAAAAGCAGAAACAAUUGAACCUCUUCGUAUGUCCAGUUCAACUAAUGUGCAAGAUAUUCCACUUGCUAAUUAUGAAAUGGAAUGUCAACUUGUUCGUUCAGAACGUGAUGCACUUGCAGCUGAACUAUUGAAUGCACAACAAGAACUUCUUGAACUCAAAAGUCAAAUUGAAAAUAGUUCAGGAAACUCUAGUGAAGUGCAAAAUUUGCAAAACACUAAAGGAAAUAAUUUUGUUGCUAACUGGGAGGAGUUUGAAGAAGAAAAAUACGAAUUUGAAAUGCCUCUCUAA